AUGGCUGAAGCGGAAGCCGACGACGAAUCCGCCGCUGGCGAAGGCGGUGACCUGGACGAGCAGGACGUGCCGCCUAAACCCACGACGAAUCCCAUCGCCUCGUCUGACCGUGCCGCCGCCGCGGCGCUGAGCUCGCGCAAGGUGAGGAGGCGGCGCGUGCCGGCAUUCGGAGAGUGGAACUACAACUACUACGGCAGCGCCGAGCUGGUAGCCACGCCCACGGCGGCGGCGGUCCCCUUCGAGAGGUACGCGGCGGCGGUGCCGGAGCUGGAGGCCCGCAGCGACGUGUGGUUCAAGUACUCGCCGCCCCCUCGGAAGCCACCGCCGGUCAGCAGGAAGGUCCGGAGGCCGGCGGAGAAAUCCUACGGCGGCAGCAAGCGCCCCCGUGCUGCUACGCCUGCGAGGGCGUCCGACGGCGUGGUCCCGUCGUCUGUGCCGCGCACGCCGGCUAAGAGCACCGGCGCGGCCAGGGCGGCGCGCGUGGUGCAGCGCGUCAACGCCGACCUGUACCAGGUGCCCCCGCCGGAGUUCGUCCACGAUGACGACCUGAGGCCAAGGCGGCAGCAGCGGCAGCGUAAGAAGGCGUCCAGGAGCCUCUGGAUGGGUUGCUUCGGGUUCAGCUGCAGGCCGGCUGAAUAA
Miscanthus lutarioriparius is the source of this 639-nucleotide messenger RNA. The record is from the annotation of a GenBank genome assembly. NCBI's taxonomy places the organism in Eukaryota, Viridiplantae, Streptophyta, Magnoliopsida, Poales, Poaceae.